This is a messenger RNA of Spea bombifrons (plains spadefoot toad), 1291 nucleotides long. RefSeq names its product mitochondrial calcium uniporter dominant negative subunit beta (gene MCUB). Gene Ontology annotation, cellular component: mitochondrial inner membrane; uniplex complex. Gene Ontology annotation, biological process: mitochondrial calcium ion homeostasis; calcium import into the mitochondrion. The transcript is spliced from 8 exons. Lineage: Eukaryota; Metazoa; Chordata; Amphibia; Anura; Pelobatidae. The coding region runs from base 145 to 1110 and encodes 321 amino acids. The record is from RefSeq and is a predicted model, not a curated record. Gene Ontology annotation, molecular function: calcium channel inhibitor activity.
UAAGGAAGUGCUCCACGUUCACAAGCGAGCCUGGGAGAGCCGUGUGUGCCGGAGGGUGGAGACGCUGCCCGGGUCCGGAGCUUGGCUAUGAGCAUUCGGGAUUUACUAAGAGGCCGGUGAAGAGGCUGCAGCGUGCCGCUAAAUAUGCACGUCCUGGCAGGAGUAUGGAGGAGGUUGCCUUUAGCUGCUCAUUCCCAGAUCAAAGGCAUAAGACACACUCGGGGACUAAGGCUCAGCACCGUGUUCUUAUACAGCACACAGGUACCCUCUAGUGAUGUCUCUGUCCAUUACAAUCACGGACUACCAGUGAUUACCCUUCCACUCCCCUCUCGUAAGGAACGCUGCCAGUUUACCGUAAAACCACUGACAACCUCUGUGGGAAAAUUCUUGAAAGAUAUCCAGAAUGAAGACAGAGGCAUCGACAUUGUUUCUGCCGUUUCAGCAGAUGGAACCAAGUUCUCCAGCUCAACAUUAAUGGACGUCUUACUAAGAAAUGAGUUCCAACUGGUCAUUAACAACUCAACAUAUCAUGUCCAGCCACCACCCAGAGAAACUCCGCUUGUUGAGAACUCUAAUGAGAUGAACUCCAUUAAGUCCCUAGUCCACAGUCUCUAUGCGACCCUGCACUCAGAAGAACAUUGCCUCAAAAAAGAGCAGGAACUCCUGCAGAAGCUUGAUGACCUAAAGGAAGAGCUGCAGCCUCUGGAGGAGAUGAAAGCCAAUAUAAUGGCUAAAUCGGAUGCCAAGACCACAAGACUCAUGUGGAUUGGGCUAGCGCUCCUGUCUACGCAGGGUGGGGCACUAGCCUGGCUCACAUGGUGGGUCUAUUCCUGGGAUAUCAUGGAGCCAGUCACGUACUUCAUUACGUAUGGAAGUGCCAUAGCCUUUUACGCAUACUUCGCUCUAACCAAAGAAGAUUACGUUUACCCAGUUAUUCGAGACCGACAGUUCCUACACUACUUCUACAGGAGAGCAAAAAGCCAGCGUUUUGAUGUGGAGAAGUACAAUAAGCUGAGGGACGAGUUUGCAGAGACUGAAGAACACCUAAAACGUUUACGAAAUCCUCUGCAGCUGAAGCUCCCCAUUGAGCAGCUACGUGAGAAGGAAUAAUCUACAAGUCUUUUGUAAAAUAGAUUAUGGGAAAGGGGUAUUAUUGGGAGGGAGGAGGGGAUGAUUUUUAACAUUACAGUAAAUGAUUAUAAUAAACCCCAAAAAGACUAGAGGAAUUUGUAAUUUUGUUCACAUCAUGUUCACGUUUUCUGUGUAAAAUACAAUUUGUUUAGAAAACAAA